GGGGAAUAUGGGAGCCGGAGCCGAAAAAGCCGAUCUUUAGGGGCUUUUCGGCCCUUGAGCUCGGAUCUGAUCGCGGGGUGGGAUGGGUUGCUUCCCGUGCUUCGAGUCGAGGCGGGGAGGGGUGUUGAAUCCAGGGAAUGGGAGGGACGAUAGCCGGGAGGAGCACCCCAUGGUUCCUCCCCACAUCGAUCGUUCGUCCUCGGUAGCUGAUAGUGUGAAUCAUCGAAGCAAUUCAGGCUCAAAAAGGGAAGCGCAGAGUGAGAAGGAUGUGUCUAGUGUUAACAUUUCUGCGCAUACAUUUACCUUUCGGGAGCUUGCAACUGCAACUAGGAACUUCAGAGAUGAGUGCUUUCUAGGAGAAGGGGGGUUUGGGCGGGUCUACAAAGGGCGUCUUGAGAGCACUGGUCAGAUUGUGGCUGUGAAACAGUUGGAUAGAGAGGGCCUCCAAGGAAAUAGAGAGUUUCUGGUGGAGGUACUGAUGCUUAGCCUAUUGCAUCACCCAAACCUAGUAAACCUAAUAGGUUACUGUGCUGAUGGAGAUCAACGUCUUCUUGUUUAUGAGUUUUUGCCAUUGGGAUCUUUGGAAGAUCAUUUACAUGAUCUCCCGCCUGACAAGGAACCCCUGGACUGGAACACAAGGAUGAAAAUUGCUGCAGGUGCAGCUAAGGGGUUGGAAUAUCUCCAUGAUAAAGCCAGCCCACCAGUCAUUUAUAGGGACUUCAAAUCGUCCAAUAUAUUAUUGGGUGAGGGGUUUCACCCAAAGCUCUCAGACUUUGGUCUUGCAAAGCUCGGUCCAACUGGCGAUAAAUCUCAUGUGUCAACGAGGGUGAUGGGCACCUAUGGCUAUUGUGCUCCGGAGUAUGCUAUGACUGGACAGCUGACAGUUAAAUCUGAUGUUUACAGUUUUGGAGUUGUACUUCUGGAGCUGAUAACAGGUCGGAAGGCCAUUGAUAGCGCAUUACCACAUGGUGAACAAAACCUUAUUUCCUGGGCAAGGCCCAUGUUCAAUGACCGAAAAAAACUCCCAAAGCUUGCCGACCCUAGAUUGCAAGGCCGAUUUCCGAUGCGUGGGCUUUACCAAGCACUUGCUGUAGCAUCGAUGUGCAUCCAAGAACAAGCUGCUAGCCGUCCUGGAAUUGCAGAUGUCGUCACUGCUUUGUCCUACUUGGCAAACAAAGCUUAUGAUCCGAAUGCCUCGCCUGCCUCUAGUAACAGAUCUGGGGGUGACCAUGAUGAAAGAAGAAUCCGCGGAGGGAGUGGAAUGAUUACAAAGAAUGAGGAAGUGGGAGAUUCUGGCCGAAAACGCGAGCUAGAAGGAUCAGAGAAAGAGGACUCACCAAGGGAGAUGGCUGGGAUCUUCAAAAAGGAUUUUGAUCGGGAGAGAGCUGUGGCAGAGGCAAAGAUGUGGGGAGAGAAUUGGCGGGGGAAAACACGAGCCAGUUCACGAAAUGCUUCAUGUGCUAAUAGCUGAAGCUGAACACUUCUCUUCCCAUUUUUUUCCUGUACAAGAGAAGUGGCAAAUUAUAGCAAGUACCUGUUAACAAGUUAGCUUAUUUUUCCUUAUCUAAUUCCUUUUUUCA
Messenger RNA from Musa acuminata AAA Group (dessert banana), 1580 nucleotides. Its product is annotated as serine/threonine-protein kinase PBS1-like. The record is from RefSeq and is a predicted model, not a curated record. Gene Ontology annotation, biological process: protein phosphorylation. The transcript has 5 exons. Gene Ontology annotation, molecular function: protein kinase activity; ATP binding. Bases 83 to 1471 code for a protein of 462 amino acids. Lineage: Eukaryota; Viridiplantae; Streptophyta; Magnoliopsida; Zingiberales; Musaceae.